CGGGCGAACUUGAAACGCGUGGGUUCGCGGCCUCUUUGCCACGCGGUGCAAAACCACCUCCGCGCCAAAACGCCGUCACGCUUCUUUCGACUGAUUCUCUGUGACUCGUGAACCUGUUCGUUUUCGCUCGGAACUCGACGCUCUUAUAGUACCGAUUCGUCGAUUCGUUUCUCGUGGAGUUUGCGAAGGAUGUUAUUUUUCACCAGGAUCUUAUUGCGCGCGGAUGUCAAAAAGAAUUCCUUGAGAGUUGACGAAGACAAGAGUUGAAAGCCGCGCCCUUAUGCCUAUGUUAAUUUAUCCAUCAGUUUUCAAAGCAGAAGGUUUCUUGUUGCAUUGGUCUUACGUGUAUGUGGUUUGACAAUGAUGUUUGAAACUACCCACGAUAAUCGUUCGGAUAGAAAUCGUCGACCGAGAGCGCUGUUUUAGGGAAGAGGACGCUGAUCCCUCUCGGAUCUCGGCGGUGGCGGUGAAGCUAUUGACUCGACAUACGAGUCUUCUCUGUUAUUGUAGACAGCAACAGUAGUUUUCAGUUGUUUUCUCCCCUUCCCGUAGUGGUAUUAUUUUGAUCGCGCCAACGCUGAAACUCGAUUCCCGCAAACUGCUGGACUUCCAACCGAGAAUUCGAUCGCAGUCCGUGAAACAGUAAGACAGUGGACAAAUAAAGUUUCCACGUGGGACGCUGUGUGCGACACACGCUACGGAAUAACAAGAAGAAUAAUGCCUGGUCGUAGUACGAGUCACGAUUCCGUCGAGCGAUAAGCGACAAGUUCAUGGACGAACGCGCGAUGGACACAUGAAUCGAAGCCAUCAUGGGUGUGCUCCAAUUGAUCCCCCUGCUGCUGGCAUCGUCGCCCUACCUCGUUCAACCGAUCGAUGGUGCCAUUCGCGGCGAGAAACCGGCCAGCGAGGAGACUCGGAAUCAGAAUAAUGUCCUUUCUUCGGUAGCUGCACCUGUCAAGGAUGUCCUGGCGCAGACCGGCGGCAACGCUAUGCUACCCUGUAGAUUCACUGGCCCCGGAAUAGUAACUUGGAUCAGACGGAGGGAUAGGCAGCUGUUGACCGUGGGCAGAGACACCCAUACGAUCGACAGGCGGUUCGUGGUUGUUCCAAACAGUCCCGACUGGACUCUACUGAUAAAGAAUAUUCAGCACGACGACGCUGGAGUCUACGAGUGCCAGAUUCAAACUGAGCCAGUUCAGCAACGAUUCAUUCGUCUGAGCAUCACCGAGGCGUACUCCAUGAUUCCCGGUGGACCGGAUCUUCACGUGAAACAGGGAUCCAGCCUUCGCCUGGAAUGCCAACUAAUGGCCUCCGCGGAAGCGCCGAGCUUCAUUUUUUGGUACCGAGAGAAAAACAUGAUCAAUUAUGAUAAGGAGCCAGGGGUUAGGGUCGAGGCAACGAAAAACGGUUCCAUUCUGAUUGUCGACAAAGUGAAACUCUCCCACGGCGCUAAUUACACUUGCUUGCCGAGCAACGCCAAGCCAGCGUACAUCAUGAUACACGUGAUCGAAGAAGAGGAAAAACCGGCAGCCAUGCAUGGCGGCGAUCGACGAAACGGCACGCGCGGAACGUCCAUCAACGUCAUGUUGAUUUUUCUGACUUUUCUCGGUAUACAGUGCUCCAGCCGUCUUUAUCUGCAGCAGUACCACGUCACGUGACCAGCCCACCGGUCAACUUUAUCACCAAAUUAGUAACAUCCACGAGAAUUUGAACAUUUCUGACACCUUUCUCUUCUAUCUAGCUGUCACUCGUCUGACCCGUGUUUAUUUUCGCGGAGCGGCGUUGAAUAAUCGACGAUAUGCGCUUCGACGGAAGGCCGAAACGGCACAUCACCGAUAUACAGAGGCACGCUGCCUUCGAAAAAAAUAUCGCAGAAGGAAGACAAAGAAGGUACCUCCUCUUUUUGAAUCGAUUCAAAAUCUAUCAAACGUACACAAAAUUGGAUUUCGCGUUAAAGAAUGGCGAUCGCUUUCUCUCUCGAUAUAGACGUAAAUUGGCAUGCUCGUCGUUUGAAAUUUCUGGUUGUGCCACCGUGCCAGAGAUUUGUUUUCUGGAAACGUCUCUCUUGCGUAGUUCGGUCGUUGAGAUACGCGCGAAGUCAAACCGGUAAUUUUAUGCGCGCGUACACGGAAACUUGGUAGUUUAAUCUAAAACCGGAGAAACGACAGCUUGAAAUAACAAUAACCAGGAAACGGUAUCCGGUUUCGCGCGAAGACGGAUUCCCGUCUUUCGGGACACGGCCAAUUCAUAGCGAAGUUUCGAAACAGUUUCGAGUUUCGUAUCGCGGUUCGAGGAUACAUCAGAUUUCGUUGAGGCAAUUUGAGCUUCGACGGAGCACUCAACGCGCAAUUACGACAAAAGAGACUUUUGAAUGGAACUUUUCACGGCGGGGUUUCGAUCCUAAUGGCGAGACAAAAUUAAUUGAUCGCUCGAAGCUACUUCCCUGGCCGAGAUCCGCGUAAGAAACACAGGGCUGAAUUAAUUUGAGAGAAAUACGUUAACUCUAGCACUCCUGGACCCAUUCGCUAAAAAGGGUUACAAAUUAGAAGAAACGUCCUCGGUUCGACAACUGCUUUGGAAAAGGAAACAUAAAACGAAACCACCGAGUUACGAGACGACGAGAAAAUCAUUAUUUCUGUCCAAUUUAUUUCGUUCAGACUGAUGUAUGCGCGAUACGAACGCAAAUUCCUUUGACGAUCACCUGAGAAUUACAAUAACGUUUAUCUCGCACAUCGCGCGGAAGCUUCCCCGUCGAAGAGUUUAUAAUUACCGCGAAAACUGAAGGAUUCAUCUUUCUCACGAAGAUGCUAGGAAACUAAUUUUGUUUAAAGCGUAAGAGAAAAUUAGUUUGCUCGCGACUGUUCCAGAUGCAGGCAACGUUUUUACUUCAAUGUAAGAUAGUAACCUGAUGUUUGCUGUCAGGGACGGCUUUCCGUUCGUACUCAUUAGCGCAAGGAACGUUUAAUUAAACGCGCUGCAGUGUACGAGCGAGCUCGAGGCGCCACAAAUUUCUUUAGCAAUUAAGAGAAAAACGCGAAACAUUUUAUCGAAGCGAAUCCACCGACGCGGCGAGUGUUACGCGUUCGUGCUUUCUCCGGUUUCAUGUUUUUCCUCGCACAAAUAACCCGGAUGCCGUGUAUUGCGAGACAUCGAAUGGCAAGGUCCCACAUUCAUUCAUAGAAAAUACUGCCACGGUGCGACGAAAACGCGCCAAGGAAGAAUCGAAAGGUCCGACGUUCUCGGCUCGGUGUGAAUUUAAUCCAUUGAAAGACUCGAGGUAUGCCUCUUCGCGUGCUUCGCCGUUCAAGGAAUCGCAAAGUGAAUUCGAUAAACUCGAACGAUCCUUUAUUUGAACGGGUAUUCUAGUUCAGCUACGCAAAAACUAAAGCAUCUUUGGAAUUUUAUGAGACCAAGAAUAAUCGAGAUAUUUCUUUGGAACUUCCCAACGUUCUCGAUACACGUCUCGCUAAGUUACGUCAAUUUCUCCAGGGGAAAAUACGGUACGGUUUUAACAUUUUACGAAGACUCUAAACCACGAAAAACAGUAAAGAAAAGAAUUGUUUUUUCCAAAAUACUGGACUAGAAUAUCACCUUAACAGGAUAGCUCGCAAAUCGACCACACCGGUGCGAAUGAAAACUCACACACGGCCGCAAAUGCCGGGCAUGGUUUUUCACGAACCUUUUCAUGUAAAUACUGGCCGCCAUUGUCUUAAAUUUCUUUCAACGCGCUGGCCCCACGUUGCCACCGACGAUUUUACCUUUUGUCGAGCAAACGAUUGUACUCCGGAACCGCGUGACCACUUCAAUUAACAUUUCAACCCCUCCGUGGAAAGUUACAAUCAGAAAUUCGGUGUCUGGCUGGGAAACGGGCGAGAUUGCGUCCACCAUCUCCGUACUCCGAGGUGUAUCUCGAAAACUGUCGCUCAAUUUCAAGUUCUCGGUGCUUUUUGUUGGCGAAAACGUGAAAUCAGCACGACGGUACGCACAAUACGGUCGACAGCGAAAAUUCCGCUCGUGGAAGGACCGAAGGAUACGUCGAUUCUUCGGUGAACGAUUACGAAGUACAAUCGUCGUUCGUCGCACAUACUAUUCAAGGGGAUGAACCGAUAAGAAGCGUUUUAUCGACUUACGAAAACAAUCAAUGUUUCCAGGCAACGCUAAAAUGCUCACUCGAUGUGUUAAUGUGAUCAGUGUAUAUACAUGUAUGUUAAUUAUAAGUGCGUAAGUGCGUGUAAGAAAAAACGUUCCACAAGGUACAAGAAUUUUGCCGUAUCCUUUUACAUCCAAUGAAAUAUUGCACAUUUUAUCCAACCAGUGUACACGUUUCUACCUAGAUUAACAAUUUAUCAACAAAGACUUGUCGUUUAACACUUACAAAUCGAUGUGCUCGCUAUCUAUAGCGUUAUAAGAUUCUUGCUAGCUGAAGUUUAAUAUUCAGAAUUACAUUAAUUCAGAGCCGGUGCUAGAAUUACUAGCGUCCCUUCAAAUUAUACGCAAAUAAAACAUCCAUUUAUACGUCAAAAAAGUAUUCAGCUAUGGAUAGGACGUUCUUUCGAAGUUCUUUCGAAACCGGCCCUGUAUUAAUCGACGCCCGUAGAUUAAUUAAUUUAAUAACAAUAUAGAUGAAUUUCAAUAUAUACGUUUAAGUAUGUUUCUUUUCGUCGUCUCUCGAUGAUUGUGUAAAUUGUAGGAGUAUAGUUGAGAAAUAGAACAAUGAGUUACGUUUUCAUCCUCA
Hylaeus volcanicus is the source of this 4735-nucleotide messenger RNA. Its product is annotated as igLON family member 5-like. Gene Ontology annotation, cellular component: neuron projection membrane. Lineage: Eukaryota; Metazoa; Arthropoda; Insecta; Hymenoptera; Colletidae. Gene Ontology annotation, biological process: synapse organization. The transcript is spliced from 7 exons. The record is from RefSeq and is a predicted model, not a curated record. The coding region runs from base 810 to 1658 and encodes 282 amino acids.